GUAUUCAAAUAAAAAAACAAAGCUCGCAAAGACCGGAUGUACGGAAUGAAGCGUGGACGUCGCUCUUUCCACGAAAACUCAGCAAAAUAACCGAAUAGUUAUAAACAAUAAUAAGCCUUACGAUUGCAGCUAAGAGACAAUUUGCUACUAUGUGUCGGCAAAUGAAUUGUUAAACUCUUGAGGCGUGACAGAGAGGCGGAGGGAGAGUAGUUAGCCAAUCACGUUCAUAUUGAUUUCUUCGAGGGGCGUUUCUGUAUAUAGUUACGUUGCAUAUUAGCAGAGCUCUCUGUAAAGUGAAUGGGUGAUUCGAAUGUGCUUCUGAGUGAGAUAUGGCAAAGAAGAAUGGUUAUCUUUUGUUGCUGCUUUUGGGGUUAGCGCAUGUCGCUAUCAUUACCUGCAAUCAAGAGGAGAAAGGCCCAGAAGAACACAGUGAUGAUGAGGAUACCAGCGAGGAUGAAACAGAAGUUAAAGAUGAAAAUGGCGUGUUGGUGCUGACUGAUAAAAAUUUCGACACCUUUAUUACUGAUAAAGACAUAGUACUUCUAGAAUUUUAUGCACCCUGGUGUGGACACUGCAAGCAGUUUGUUCCUGAAUAUGAAAAAAUUGCCAGUGCUCUCAACCAAAAUGACCCUCCAAUUCCAGUUGCAAAAAUUGAUGCCACAGAAGCGACGGAUGUCGCUGGUAGAUAUGACAUUAGUGGGUAUCCUACGAUCAAGAUUCUAAAGAAAGGCCAACCCAUUGAUUAUGAUGGUGCAAGAACACAGGAAGCAAUUGUAACAAAAGUAAAAGAAAUUGCCCAACCUGAUUGGAAGCCACCUCCUGAGGCAACCAUUGUACUGACCAAAGACAACUUUGAUGAAGUAGUUAGCGAUGCAGACAUUAUACUGGUGGAAUUUUAUGCACCUUGGUGUGGACAUUGCAAAAAGCUUGCUCCGGAGUACGAAAAGGCAGCACAAGAGCUAAGUAAGCGUUCCCCACCUAUACCACUGGCAAAGGUCGAUGCUACUGUUGAAAGUAGCUUGGGGAGUAAAUAUGGAGUCACUGGAUUUCCCACACUAAAGAUUUUCCGCAAAGGAAAGGUUUUUGAUUACAAUGGACCAAGAGAAAAAUACGGUAUUGUUGACUAUAUGACUGAGCAGGCUGGUCCACCUUCGAAGCAGAUCCAAGCUGUCAAGCAAGUGCAUGAAUUCUUUAGAGAUGGAGAUGAUGUUGGUAUUCUUGGUGUUUUUAGUGACGAGAAAGACCGGGCUUACCAUCUUUACCAAGAUGCAGCAAACAAUUUGAGAGAAGACUAUAAGUUUUACCACACAUUCAGCUCAGAAAUUUUUAACUUUCUAAAAGUUUCACCUGGUCAGCUAGUAGUCAUGCAGCCUGAAAAAUUUCAAUCAAAAUAUGAGGCAAAGAAGUACAUUCUCAGUUUCAAAGACUCUACCACUGCUGCUGAUAUUAAGCAACACAUUAGCGAACAUUCCUUACCUUUGGUUGGACAUAGAAAGAACUCAAAUGAAGCCAAAAGAUAUUCGAAGCGCCCCAUUGUCGUUGUCUACUACAGUGUGGAUUUCGGUUUUGAUUAUCGUACUGCUACCCAGUAUUGGCGAAGUAAAAUCUUGGAGGUGGCAAAAGAUUUUUCUGAGUAUACGUUUGCUAUUGCCAAUGAAGAUGAUUAUGCGACUGAACUGAAAGAUUUGGGUUUAAGUGACAGUGGAGAAGAAGUUAAUGUUGCCAUUUUUGAUGCCAGUGGCAAGAAGUAUGCCAAAGAACCUGAAGAAUUCGAUUCUGAUGGACUUAGAGAAUUUGUAAUGGCAUUUAAGAAAGGAAAGUUGACACCUAUAAUAAAGUCACAACCUGUGCCAAAGAAUAACAAGGGCCCUGUUAAAGUUGUAGUUGGGAAAACUUUUGACCAGAUUGUAAUGGAUCCAAAGUCUGAUGUUCUCAUAGAGUUCUAUGCUCCUUGGUGUGGACACUGUAAGUCAUUGGAGCCUAUUUACAAUGACCUGGGUAAAAAAUACAGAUCAGCAGAAGGCCUUAUUAUUGCAAAAAUGGAUGCCACUGCCAAUGACAUUACCAGUGACAAGUACAAAGCAGAAGGAUUCCCUACAAUAUAUUUUGCACCGCGGAAUAAUAAACAAAACCCAAUUAAAUUUUCAGGAGGUAACAGAGAUUUGGAAAGUUUAAGCAAGUUUAUUGAAGAGCAUUCAGUUAACCUAAAGAAAAAGGAUGAACUUUGAGGAUGAUUGAAACGUCUGUUUUUUUUUUUUUUGUCCUUUUACAAGUUGAAGUGGAAGUUCUUCUUACCAUUGGUAAUCUGAGUCAGUCUGCAAUUGCAAUUCUUUUUGAAAUAUUCAUGUUAAAAAAAUAUAUGUAUAGCCUUUCUAAAGGCUCCCUUCUUUUUCUUUGUUCCAACUGAAUAGGUGCAUUCAUUUUACUUAAAGGGGUUGUUCACCUUUAAAUUAACUUUUAGUAUAAUAUAGAGAGUGCUUUUCUGUGACAACUUGCAAUUGGUCUUCAUUUUUUAUUAUUUGCAAUAUUUGAAUUAUUUAGCUUUUUGUUCAGUAGCUCUCCAGUUUGAAAUUUCAGAAGCUAUCCGGUUGCUAGGUUCAGUUUAACCUAGCAACCAGGCAGUGGUUUGAAAGGGAGACAGGACAAUGAAUAGAGGAGGGCCUACAUAAAAAGACAAGAAAUAAAGAGUAACAAUAAAACUGUAACUUUAUAGGGCAAUAGUUGUUUUACUGCUGGGGUCAGUGACCCCUAAUUGAAAGAUGAAAAGAAUCUGAAGAGAAAGUUAAAUAAUUCAAAAACUAUAAAAAACAAAAAUGAAGACAAAUUAAAAAGGUGCCAAGACUAUGUAAUUCUGCAACAUACCAAAAGUUAACCUGAAGGUGAACCACUUGUUUAACUUUAGAAUAAUAAUAAAAAAGACUGAAUGCAGAAUCUUAGAAUACCGUUAUGCACUUCAUACUUCAGUUACUGUCAAGGUAAACUUCACUUUAGAGAUUAUAUUACUAGGUUCAACAUUCUGACAAUCUGUAUACGUAAAAAAGCACUUUAUAAGUGGGUGAGCCAACAUUUUACACUGUUGAAUUUUUCUGUAAAGUAACUGACUUGUUUCCUAAAAAAUACAUUUUUGUGAAAUUGUGGACUUUAUUUCUUUCAACUGGCCAUACACUGUCAGUAGCAGAAUAUUUUGUUAAAAUCAAUAAAGGAAAAAAGUCUUACAUAUA
This is a messenger RNA of Xenopus tropicalis (tropical clawed frog), 3221 nucleotides long. It is a transcript of the gene pdia4, whose product is annotated as protein disulfide isomerase family A member 4. The record is from RefSeq and is a predicted model, not a curated record. Gene Ontology annotation, biological process: cell redox homeostasis. The transcript is spliced from 10 exons. The coding region runs from base 330 to 2228 and encodes 632 amino acids. Gene Ontology annotation, molecular function: protein disulfide isomerase activity; catalytic activity, acting on a protein. Lineage: Eukaryota; Metazoa; Chordata; Amphibia; Anura; Pipidae. Gene Ontology annotation, cellular component: endoplasmic reticulum; endoplasmic reticulum lumen; melanosome.